AUGUUGGAAGGGAAAGCUUUGAUAGAGGACACUGAUAUGCCUGUGAAGAUGCAAAUCCAAGCUAUGGCUUGUGCAUCUCAGGCCUUGGAUCUCUAUGAUGUCUUGGACUGUAAAUCCAUUGCUGCCCACAUAAAAAAGGAGUUUGAUAUGAAAUAUGGGGGUGGAUGGCAAUGUGUGGUGGGUUCCAAUUUUGGGUGUUUCUUCACUCAUUCUAAAGGGUCUUUCAUCUACUUUACAUUGGAGACUCUCAAUUUCCUCAUCUUCAAAGGGGCUUCUUCUCCAUCAGCUCUUGAGGAGAAAUUGCCUGAUCUGUCUACUAAUUUCUCCUUGAGAGACUGAGCUAUAUUUGGUUGCCAAAAGAAAAUUCAGACACGGGCAAGGCAAGUGAAAAUGGGAAAAGAAGAAGAAAAAAAAGGUGAUCUAGACUGGAGAUGGAGAAGCAAAAGGAGCACAAGAAGAACAUACAUGGCCACAUGGAGAGUCUUUUUUCACUUUCUUAUGUGACUGACUUGGAAGAACGUAUCUUGUAUAUGUAGUGCUUUCAUGGGUCAUUCAGAAUGAACCCUUUUGUAUAAGAAAUAGUUGCUACUUAGUUGUCGUAGUAUCUUCAUUCUCA
Messenger RNA from Ricinus communis (castor bean), 616 nucleotides. Its product is annotated as dynein light chain LC6, flagellar outer arm. The coding region runs from base 1 to 339 and encodes 112 amino acids. The record is from RefSeq and is a predicted model, not a curated record. Gene Ontology annotation, molecular function: dynein intermediate chain binding; dynein light intermediate chain binding. Gene Ontology annotation, cellular component: dynein complex. The transcript has 2 exons. Gene Ontology annotation, biological process: microtubule-based process. Lineage: Eukaryota; Viridiplantae; Streptophyta; Magnoliopsida; Malpighiales; Euphorbiaceae.